AUGUUCAACUCAUUCGUCUCUAAGGUUGAACCCAAAACCUUCAACACAACUCUUGAUCAUUCUGAUUGGGUGCAAGCGAUGCAAAACGAACUCAAUGAGUUUGAGCGAAACAAGGUCUGGAGAUUAAUACCAACUCCACCAGAUGCAUCGGUUGUUGGUUUAAAAUGGGUAUUUUGCAAUAAGGUGGAUAAAGAAGGCAAUGUGAUAAGGAAUAAGGCAAAACUAGUAGUCAAGGGAUACUGCCAGGAAGAAGGAAUCGACAAUGAAGAAACCUUCACUCCAGUAGCAAGGUUAGAAUCUAUCCGUAUUUUUUUUGGCUUAUGCAGCACACAAGAAUUUUGA
Messenger RNA from Lactuca sativa (garden lettuce), 342 nucleotides. The record is from RefSeq and is a predicted model, not a curated record. Lineage: Eukaryota; Viridiplantae; Streptophyta; Magnoliopsida; Asterales; Asteraceae.